Chaetomium fimeti is the source of this 3054-nucleotide messenger RNA. RefSeq lists its product as uncharacterized. The transcript has 2 exons. The record is from RefSeq and is a predicted model, not a curated record. NCBI's taxonomy places the organism in Eukaryota, Fungi, Ascomycota, Sordariomycetes, Sordariales, Chaetomiaceae. Gene Ontology annotation, molecular function: aspartate-tRNA ligase activity; ATP binding; RNA binding. Gene Ontology annotation, cellular component: cytosol; aminoacyl-tRNA synthetase multienzyme complex; cytoplasm. Gene Ontology annotation, biological process: aspartyl-tRNA aminoacylation. Bases 130 to 2880 code for a protein of 916 amino acids.
AUCAAGUGGGUCGACUCAGCCAAAAACUCUCAAAACUCUUACGCCUCGCCAUAUAGCUCAACGACACGUGUACCCAACGCGAAUCUUCACGAAUAACCCUCGUUACCCUCCCUGUUCCGGCCAAUCAACAUGUCACCGGGCGGGCUAAAGAAGCCGAUUCUCGCGCUCAACCGAAUUAUCGGGCACACGACUGCCAAAAACCAUAUCACCAAGCCGCACAUUGGCAACAUCGCUGCCCUCGACAAUGAUACGCGACAUGAAAAACACUUGAAGAAGGCGCAGGAUAGACUCGUCAAGGAGGAUGAACGGGAGAACGAGAGGCGGUCAUUUCAACAGCGUCGAAUAGACGAGGAGGAGAGAGCGCAUCAGGAUGACCCGCCCGAGAUCGCUGCUCGCUACGGCACCAAGACCGACGAUGUGCUUGCAAAGACGGAGUCCAUCCAAAAGCUAGCAGCGGACCCCGACAACGCCGGCAUGGCCGUCAGUUUCAUCGCCCGCGUCCACCAUGUCCGGUGCAUGAGUUCCAAACUAGCAUUCGUCAUUUUCCGAGACCAGAUCGAACUCAUUCAGGGCGUGCUGGCGUACCGGGAAGGGGAGGUGUCGGAGAACUUUGUGCGCUGGGCGGAACAUCUCAUCACCGAAGGGUAUGUCCACGUUCAGGGGACACUUCAGAGACCCCCCGAGGAGAUCAAAGGCUGCUCAAUCCGCGAGCUCGAGGUCAGGAUCGACACGAUGCACUCGGUGGUACCGGUGAAGGAGCACCUCCCCAUGGAUGUCUUCACCAUGGACCGAGUUGAGGAAGAUGAGGAAACCGGGCGGAUGGAAGGCAUGGCGUCAACCAGGGUGCGCGUUUCCAACCGCAUCCCAUAUCUACGCACACCAACCGCCCAGUCUAUCUUCCGCAUCAACGCCGUUAUCUGCAGUGCCUUCCGCUCCAUACUCGAGGCCGACAACUUUAUCGAGAUCCACACCCCCAAGCUCAUGCCGGGGGCAACCGAGUCGGGUGCUGAGGUGUUCCGGGUCGGCUACUUUGGCCGUACCGCGUUUCUUGCGCAGAGCCCCCAGCUGUGCAAGCAGAUGAGCAUCUCAGCCGACUUCGACCGCGUUUUCGAGAUCGGUCCUGUGUUCCGCGCCGAAGACAGCAACACUCACCGUCACCUGACCGAGUACACGGGCAUGGACUUGGAGAUGGCCAUCAACACCGACUACCGCGAAGCAAUGCGCGUCAUUGACGACUUGAUGAAGGGCAUUUUCGAGGCCAUUUACCGUCGGUGCCGGAAGGAAAUCGACGUCGUCAAGACACGCUUCCCACAUAAAGACCUCGUCUGGCUAGACCAGACGCCCAUCUUGACCUUUAAAGAGGCUGUAGACCUUUUGAACUCGUCGGGCUGGACCAAUGACCAUGGCCGCAAGGCUUCUGAGUUUGAAGAUCUGAACACCCGCGCCGAGAUUCGGAUCGGAGAGCUGGUCAAGGAAAAGUACAAAACAGAUUACUACAUAAUCGACAAGUUCCCGGCAUCUGCGAGACCUUUCUACACCCACCUCGACCCGGAAGACGCUAGACUGACCAACUCGUUUGACAUCUUCCUCCGCGGGCAAGAAAUCACAACAGGCGGCCAGCGCAUCCACAAACCUGACGUUCUCAAAGAGCGGAUGACCAAGGCAGGAAUUGAGCCCAGUGGCGUCGAAGAGUACAUGCAAGGCUUCGAGUUUGGUGUGCUUCCUCACGCUGGAUGCGGAAUCGGCUUGGAGCGGCUCUUGUUCCUAUUGUUGAACCUCGGUGACAUCCGCCAUGCCUCACUUUUCCCACGGGACCCCAGGUCUCUGCAAGAACACAAGGAAACCAUUGUGCGAUUACCGCACCCGGAAGCAGACACGAUUCGCUACGCCUACGACUUCGAGCAUGGCUACCCGGGUCUUGAGCUCCCCACGGUCGAGAAGCUCAUCGCCAACUACGGCGACGCCACCAACACAUCCUGGCUUGACGAUCGCUACAAAGUGUGGCGACACGAAGCAACGGGCGCCGCGGUCGGCUACGCGGAAGAGAACGGCUACAGCCUUGUCAUGGGCAACCCCCUCUGCGACCCAAAGCAGUACCAGCCCGUGGUCCGCGCCUUCCUCAAGGAGAUGCGGAAGCAACAAGACCUUCGACCGCUCUGGCUGCUUGUCGGGCCCGAAGUUGAAGAGAUCCUCGGCUCCAAGCUCGGCUGGAGGACACUCAGCUGUGUCGCGGAGGAACGCGUGCCGAUCGAGUCAGCGAAAAAAGUUACCAGAAAGGAGCGCCAAGCUGAUGACGCGGGUGUGACCAUUCACGAACAGCCCAACGGCGAGCCCGUCCCCCAGGAACUCCGCGACCGCUGUGACAAGAAGAUCCAGGAGUGGAAGGACAACCGCAAGGGCAGCAAGCAGGUGCACAUCACCGAGGUCCGUCCGUGGGCCGACAUGGAGCACCGCCGCUACCUCUGGGCCGAGACCAAGGAGGGCGACAUCGCGGCGCUCUGCGUGUUGCAUCGCCUGGCUCCCGCCAACGGCUACCAGAUCAAGUUCGCUCUGGACUUCCCGGGCUCGCCGAGCGGCACCAUCGAGGCCCUCAUCUCGGCCACCAUCCAGUCGCUUGCCAAAGCCGGGGUGCAAAACGUGACCUUUGGCGCGGGCGCGCUGCCGGAGAUGGUCACGGGCGGGAACCUGAACGGCAUCAGGGCGCGCAUCCUGUCCAAGACAUACAAGACCAUCGCGCAGCAGCUGAAGCUCGUGCAAAAGAGCGAGUUCCGGGAGAAGUUUGGGACUCGGAAUGACCUGGUUUACAUUUGUUACCCGUUCAUGGGCCUUGGUGUCAGCGGUGCGAGGACUCUCAUCAAGUUCUUCGAGGAUGAGAUGUGAGUUCCGUGACGGCUGGCCCGAUUUUCUCUUUUCAUGAUUCAUGAUUGUAGAACCAGGAGAUGUGUGUGUGUGUGGAUAAGAGCUAUUUUUGUAUUCUCUUUCUUUUUGGAUUUCGUGUUUGUUAAUUUCCUUGACGAUUGAUACCUUUUAUCAUGUCGACGACGGCGUCGUAUG